Molecule: messenger RNA, 512 nt
Organism: Poecilia reticulata (guppy)
Lineage: Eukaryota; Metazoa; Chordata; Actinopteri; Cyprinodontiformes; Poeciliidae
Gene: s100a10b
Product: S100 calcium binding protein A10b
Cellular component (GO): cytoplasm
Molecular function (GO): calcium-dependent protein binding; calcium ion binding
Source: RefSeq, a predicted model, not a curated record
CUCGCCCUCAUCAUGUUAGGCGUUUCCUGGAUGACUGUACCUCCCUGUAUAAACUAUCUCAAACCUCAAGCACUCUGCACUACAACGUUUCUGCUCCAUCCCGAUCUGAUCUCUGUGCUGCAGCCAUGACUGAGUUGGAGAAAUCCAUGGAGUCCCUGAUCACGGUGUUUCACCGUUACGCCAAGGAAGGUGGCAAUAAAACGACCCUGAGCAAGAAGGAGCUGAAAAAGCUGAUUGAGAAUGAGUUGCCCAACUUCUUAACAACCCAGAAAAACCCCGACACGGUGUCGUGCAUCAUCAAGGAUCUGGACCAGAACAAGGACGAUGAGCUGGACUUUGAGGAAUUUGUCCCCUUCGUCGCUGGACUGACAAUCGCCUGUGAGAAGCAUUACGCUUUGCACCACGAAAAGAAGGGCAAGAAGUGAAGGGCUGACGAAAGACCAAGGAAUUGUUUAAGAUUAAGAGUAUUUUUCUGAGUUGUAUGACACAUUAAAAAGUAACCUUUGAAAAUA